Darwinula stevensoni is the source of this 369-nucleotide messenger RNA. The record is from the annotation of a GenBank genome assembly. NCBI's taxonomy places the organism in Eukaryota, Metazoa, Arthropoda, Ostracoda, Podocopida, Darwinulidae.
AUGACCGAAAAUUACGUCUUGUCUUACAAUUUCAUCACCAUUGAGGGUUGCAUAGGGGCCGGGAAGACCACAUUGUCGAAAAUGUUGGCCCAGGAAUUCAAUGCGCAACUGAUUUUGGAGCAGUUUGAAGACAAUCCGUUUCUGCCCGGUUUUUAUCAAGACCCGGAACGACAUGCUUUUCCGAAAUCGUUGAUUUUUGCCAAUCAAAAUUUGAAAUCCGAUGAAGCCAAGUUAUAUCGAAUGUUGUUCGAUAUCAUCAAUCCGUCUUUACCCAAACCUGAUCUAAUUAUCUACUUAUAUGCUCCGGUGGAGAAAUUGUUGAGCAAUAUCAAGCAUCGCGGACGAGAUUACGAACAAUCCAUCCCGGCC